UAUCCACCAGAGCAGGGUUAUAUAGGUGUAUUUAAACUACAAAGUGAGAUAUACCCGCAGUUUCUAUGAAGGCUGAUUUGUACUAACGGAUCUCUUAAAGGAAGAGGAAUUGGGUGUUUUAAUCAUACAGCUAGCCUCUGUAAUAAACACACCGUUUUACACUGAAGGUUAGCGCAAAGCCUAUUUUAGGGUAAAUUAUGACAGCCAAAACUUUGGAGAAAACUCCGGUAACUCUUAGUGGUUUUGUGCACCCUCUGUCCGAGAGCAUCUAUUCCGUGGACGAGAUCGCUACAUCAUUGCCAACUUCGGUGACCAUUUUCCCAAAUGCCGAUUUAGGGGGGCAUUACGACCAUAUUAGUGGAGCUUCGGGAGAUGGCUUGAUCAAUGGGGACAUGAGCACAGAAAAGCGCUCUCUCGACUUGUCUUACGCCAGCAGUUUCGCACAGAACCCGACUCCACGAAACCAGACUUUCACCUACAUGGGAAAGUUCUCCAUCGAUUCUCAGUAUCCAGGUAACUGGAACCCAGAGGGCGUCAUUAACAUUGUUAGCGCCGGGAUCCUGGGCAUGACCCAGCCAUCUUCAGCGUCCUCCUCACCGGCAUCCUCAGUUUCUCCAAACCAUUUCUCUAGCACCCUGAGCUGCACCAUGGCGCAAAACCAGUCAGACAUGGAUCACAUCUACUCUCCACCACCACCUUAUUCUGGCUGCGGGGAGGUGUACCAAGACCCAUCUGCCUUUCUAUCAACCUCCACCUGUCCCAUUUCGUACCCUCCACCGUCCUACUCAUCGCCGAAGCCCACCACUGACGGCAGUCUUUUCCCUCUGAUCCAAGACUAUGCUGGUUUUUUCCAGCCACCCUGCCAGCGAGACAUGCAGUCUAUCCCUGACCGAAAACCAUUUUCCUGUCCGUUGGAGUCGUUCAGAGUUCCACCACCACUGACUCCGCUCAACACAAUUAGGAAUUAUACACUGGGAGGACCAGCUGAAGUACCCAGGCUGCCCACAGCUUACAGCCCACAAAACUUACCCCUGAGACCAAUAGUGCGGCCAAGGAAAUACCCAAACAGGCCAAGUAAGACCCCGGUACAUGAGCGACCGUAUCCGUGUCCGGCGGAAAGCUGUGACAGAAGGUUCUCUCGGUCCGACGAGCUGACCCGACAUAUUCGAAUUCACACUGGACAUAAGCCCUUCCAGUGUCGAAUCUGCAUGAGAAACUUCAGCCGCAGCGACCACCUCACAACCCACAUUCGUACGCACACCGGCGAGAAGCCAUUCGCCUGUGAUUUCUGUGGCAGGAAAUUUGCCAGGAGUGAUGAACGAAAGAGGCACACCAAAAUUCACCUCAGACAGAAAGAAAGAAAAUCUUCAGCCGCUCCUACGGCAAACACGAACUCAGAGCGGUCCGUCAGCAUCAGCACCACGACCGGAGGGGUCUGCUCCUCUGGCACUGGCCAGUUGGCUGCAUGCCCCUCCAGGGCAGUAUAAGAAACACUAUGUAGGCUACAUUACAACUAUGGUACUAUAGACUGGGAUAAAGGGUAAAGUGUUAAUAGAUAUUUUGGAUGCUCAAUCAAGUGUAACAGCGACACUGAUUGCCGCGCGAAAUGCCAGGCCAGUAUCUUAUAUCACGUGCACAACCAGCGACCGCUUUCCUUGCGCUCAGUUUGACAAUUUUGCUACAGCCAAAUGUUAAAUGACUGAAACGCACUUUGUUAGGCGACUUAUAUAUAGGCCUGCUGCAAGCUGUUAUCAAUUCACUAGACACAGAACAGAAAGUGUCUGUCUUUUGGAGAUAAAAGAGAAUACAUUUUGUUUUGUUCUGUCACAAAUGGGUCUAUGACAGUUUGCACUAUGCUGUAAUAACUUUCCAUCAUCAGCAUUGAUUGCAAAACAGAGGGUCAAACCGAACAAUGUUAACGAUGACAUACUUGCAAUAACUGAAAAAAGUAAUGUUAUGUGUAUGUGUUGGUGUUAACAUGCUUGAUCGUUUUCUUGUUGUGCCUUGACAUGCCAGUUUUCGCCAUCUGUUUGUACAUAUUUUCAAAACCUUUUUGAUUAAACUGUAUAAUAUUCGUGAUUUAAUAUCAAUUUUUAGAAUGAUAUAUUUUUGUACGCAUUGUUUGGUGUUAUUUUCAUGUGUAGCAUAGAGGCCCAAAAAGGAAUGUAAAUAAUUUAUCACUUAUGACGACUCGACGUUUGUGUGCUGUCAAUGUUUAUACCACUGAAAUAAAUGUAUUUGGAACAAAUCCACUAACGGAGGUCAAGAAUGACCGCAUAAUUAAGAAAUUGUUUGCUUGUCAGUUCAAAAAGAAAUAAAUGAUUCUGAACAACCA
Molecule: messenger RNA, 2335 nt
Organism: Conger conger (European conger)
Lineage: Eukaryota; Metazoa; Chordata; Actinopteri; Anguilliformes; Congridae
Gene: egr2b
Product: early growth response 2b
Exons: 2
Coding region: 198-1487 (429 amino acids)
Biological process (GO): regulation of transcription by RNA polymerase II
Molecular function (GO): DNA-binding transcription factor activity, RNA polymerase II-specific; RNA polymerase II cis-regulatory region sequence-specific DNA binding
Source: RefSeq, a predicted model, not a curated record